Messenger RNA from Nymphalis io (European peacock), 459 nucleotides. RefSeq names its product partner of bursicon (gene Pburs). Gene Ontology annotation, biological process: G protein-coupled receptor signaling pathway. Gene Ontology annotation, cellular component: bursicon neuropeptide hormone complex; extracellular region. The record is from RefSeq and is a predicted model, not a curated record. Gene Ontology annotation, molecular function: G protein-coupled receptor binding; neuropeptide hormone activity. Lineage: Eukaryota; Metazoa; Arthropoda; Insecta; Lepidoptera; Nymphalidae. The transcript is spliced from 3 exons. Bases 30 to 446 code for a protein of 138 amino acids.
GCGAAGAUUAGAAAAAUAAUUCAUUAAAAAUGUCGUUUUCCUUAAAAAGUAUACAGCUUUGCGUCAUAGAAAUGCUUUUGGUUAUUGUUAUAACAUGCUAUGCAGAUGAAAACUGUGAGACGAUUCCCACAGAAAUUCACGUAACGAAAGAGGAAUAUGAUGAAAUGGGUAGUUUGGUACGAUCGUGUAGCGGUGAAGUUACCGUCAACAAAUGUGAAGGAAUUUGUAAUAGCCAAGUGCAACCGUCGGUCGUAGCAGCAACGGGCUUUCUAAAGGAAUGUUACUGCUGCAAGGAGAAUUACCUCAGAGAAAGAUUGGUGACACUUACUCACUGUUACGAUUCCGAUGGCCUGAGAUUUGAAAAUGAAGAAAACGGACUCAUGGAAGUUCGUUUAAGGGAACCCGCUGAAUGUAGAUGUUACAAAUGCGGAGAUUAUAGCCGAUAAGGAUAUAGGACAA